Aspergillus glaucus CBS 516.65 is the source of this 2544-nucleotide messenger RNA. RefSeq lists its product as uncharacterized. Gene Ontology annotation, biological process: ubiquitin-dependent endocytosis. The transcript is spliced from 3 exons. Lineage: Eukaryota; Fungi; Ascomycota; Eurotiomycetes; Eurotiales; Aspergillaceae. Gene Ontology annotation, molecular function: protein-macromolecule adaptor activity; ubiquitin protein ligase binding. Bases 1 to 2544 code for a protein of 847 amino acids. The record is from RefSeq and is a predicted model, not a curated record. Gene Ontology annotation, cellular component: cytoplasm; cytosol.
AUGAUGGCCGCUCACAUAUCCUCUCAUCUGCAGCAACAAGAACUGGCCCAGUCUAUCUCCGCCAAUACUAAUCAGCUGGCCGCCUGCGAUUCCUCUGAGCCUUUCCCCCCAUUAUUCUCCGGACUCUUCCGCCCUCGUUCUAAUCGUCGUCGUUCGUCUGUCUCGACCUCGACCGGUGAAUCCAGCGUCUCCUCUGAAUCCGCUUCCAAACAACAAAGAAAUCGUCACUCUUCUUUCCUUAGAAAGCUUACGGGUCCGCGAGAAAACGCUAAGCGCUUCCUUCGUCUGGGGACAUCGACCAACCCCCCCGCCAUCGCAUCUUCCACUCCCAAUUCUCAUCUGGAACCUGAACUUCCUCCUCUUCCUCAACUCGAGAUCCCUAUGCCCCGAACUUCUCGCCCACGACCCGUGUCUGAAAUUGUGAUCUCACCCAGAGAUGCCCAGAUGUUAGCUGCUGCUGCGCCUAACUUCGAGGGGGGCCGGAUGCGCUCCGGCUCUUCCUCCACGAUCGGCUCUGGGUCUCAACCGCAACCAGUCUUGGAGCAAAUCGCGGCGCCACUCGGUCCGGAUUCGUCAGAGGCGUUUCCGCCAUUGCCGCAUGAGAAAACGGUAGCCACGGGCAGUGGUAUUUCGGUCGGCAUUGCUCUCACUGAGCCUAUGCUCUUUCUCGCCGGCUACGACCAUAGCGACCCGAGCUCCAAGAAGUCCGCCAUUCUCCGUGGUCAAUUGCAUUUGAAGGUUACCAAGAGCGUUAAGAUUAAGAAGAUCUCCAUUACUUUCCGUGGACAUGCCCAGACGGAUUGGCCGGAUGGAAUCCCACCCAAGAAGAUCCAUUUUCACGACAAGAAAGACUUGGUCACUCAUGGAGUCGUCUAUUUCAACCAUGGCGAUACAGCCCUGAUGCAAAACGACUAUGGAGCACAUUAUUAUCAACACGCGAAACCCUUCACGUCGAUAACAGGCAAGGACGGGGUGACUGCGAGCACCAAGGAGCUCUUCUCGAAGAGCGGAUCGUCGACGUCGUUAAACAACAACCAAACUGCCAAGGAGCUCAAACGACUCUCGCUGCAGUCUGGCCACGGCCACUCGCGCAGCUUCGGGAGGAACGAGCUUCCCGGCGCCGCCCCAGCUCCCCAACGCAACUAUAGAUUGUUCCCAGUGGGUGAUUAUCUGUACAGCUUUGAAUUUCCCAUCGACGGGUCUUUGCCGGAGACAAUCAAGACAGACCUAGGGUCUGUCAAGUAUGACCUGGAAGCCAUUGUUGAGCGUGCAGGGGCAUUCCGGCCGAACCUGCUGGGUAAUCUGGAGGUUCCCGUGAUUCGGACUCCCGCGGAGGGCUCGUUGGAACAAGUCGAGCCCAUCGCCAUCUCCCGAAACUGGGAAGACCAGCUUCACUAUGAUAUCGUUAUCUCUGGGAAAUCCUUCCCGUUGGGUACGCAAGUUCCCAUUGCAUUCAAACUGACACCAUUGGCCAAGGUCGAAUGCCAUCGCAUCAAGGUGUACGUGACGGAAAACAUUCAACACUGGACAGCCGACAAGAGCGUACAUCGCUUCCAGCCGGCUAAAAAGGUCCUUUUAUUUGAGAAACGGGCCGAUUCGCCCAGUACGAGCACGUAUCCAGGCAGUUCGAUGCGUGUCACAGCUGGAGGUGGCAUCGACUGGGACCGUCGCGAGGCUGCUGCCAGGGGUGAGGAGAUGGUUGACCGAGGCAGAUCCAACUUACUGGGUAAUCUCUCGAGCGACGCGGCAGUUGGUCCGACUGAAAUGGAAUUCAACGUACAAUUGCCAAGCUGUCACGAGAUGAAGAACCGUGAUGAGUCGCAACGACUUCAUUUCGACACGACCUAUGAUAACAUUCAAAUCAACCACUGGAUCAAGAUCGUGCUGCGUCUCUCCAAGCUCGACGACAAGGAACCCGGAAAACGGAGACACUUUGAGAUCUCCAUCGACUCCCCGUUCCAUCUCCUUUCGUGCAAUGCUACCCAGGCCAACAUUUACCUCCCCGCCUAUACAUCGCCGAACGCAGAGCCCGUGACGCCCGCGCAGGAAUACGAAUGCGGCUGUCCUGGCGCCCCGUUGUCCAACCGCAACAGCGCGCCUAAUUAUCAGUCCGUUUUGGACCGGGGCGAUACUGGCCCCCCUGUAAAUCCGGUGACCGGUCGGGCACCGUCUCGAAGUUUCACCAGUGGUUCCGGCGGUCUUGCUCGUCCGCCGCAGGCCCAUAUCGCAAACGAACCGGAGGGCAACCCUCGUCCAAUGCAUCUUCUUCGGACGCCUUCGUUCGCGCCACCGGCCUUUGAAGAUGUUCCACCGCCGCCGCCCUUGAUCACACCACCUCCGGAUUACACGUCCAUCGUGAGCGAAGGGGACCGGCAAGCGGCCUUUGAAGACUAUUUCUCGCGGGCCACCUGCGAGGAUAACGACGACGAGGAUGACCCCCGAGGUCGAGGCCGAGUGGAUGUGCCUCUGACACCGGGAGGCCGCGUGCAUCGCAGUAUGGAUGUCUCCCGUGAUUGGGUGCGUCUGGAUGACUCGGUGGUUUAA